AUGCAUAUCAGUUCUCUCCUUGGCCUACUGGCCUUUGCGACCGCGGCUUCUGCCGCGCCGUAUACGGCCCCUAAGAUGGCAGCCAAGCGCUCCCAGACAGCGCACUCGGCAAGUUCCAUCAAGAAUUUGAAAAACAAUAUAAAGAAAGUUGUUGUACUGGAGAUGGAGAACCGCUCAGUCGAUAACUUACUCGGUGGUCAAACUAUUGAGGGCCUUGAUAAUCCUAUCAACAACGGUCCCUUCUGCAACCCAUACAAUCUGACCAACCCAGGUCAAGGAACAGUCUGCAGUCAAGCUGGGGAUCUGGAUUCCAUUCUAGAUGACCCCAAUCAUUCAGUCACCGGCAAUAAUAUUGAGUUUUACGGCACCUUCACACCGAACAAUGAUGAUAUCGCUAGCGGCACAUUAACCCCUGUGCAAAGUGGCUUUGUGUUCGAGCAGCUGCGCCAGUAUAGCGAUGCAAACAAGACCAGCCUUGCGCAGCAGGUCUUAAACUAUUACACUGAGGAUCAAGUACCAGUGAUGACGAUUCUGGUUCAAAACUAUCUCACAUUUAAUCACUGGCACUCAGAUCUACCUGGUCCCACUGCCCCAAACCGGGCAUAUGUACUCUCCGGAACUUCCGCCGGACACGGCUCCAACGAUGAUGCCUUUGACGCCGAUAAACACGGUCUCACUCAGCGCAGCAUCUUCCAACAGCUAACCGAAACCAACCGCACCUGGAAGAACUACAUCACCGACCCAGCAGAGCAAAUGGCAGAUGCCUUAUUCUUUGACUGGGUAUAUACAAGUGGCAACCAAGGACUCGCCGUGCCUCUAGAUGACUUCUACUCCGAUGCAGCAUCUGGCACGUUACCUGAUUUCAGCUUCAUCGAGCCUUCAUGUUGUGGAGUCGGCACGACAUCAAUGCACCCAACAGGUCUAAUCUCCGAUGGUGAAACACUUAUCAGAGAUGUCUAUACUGCACUGCGAACAGGUCCGCAUUGGAAUGAGACUUUGCUUCUCUUAACGUUUGAUGAAACAGGUGGUUUCCAUGACCACGUCCCACCUCCUCUAGCUCCCCGUCCGGAUGAUCUUACCUAUACCGAGACAGCUCCGAAUGGGCAGCAGUACACUUUCCCUUUUAAUCGACUUGGAGGUCGUGUGCCCACGCUUUUGAUCUCGCCGUGGGUAGAACAGGGUGUUGUGGAGCAACAGGGAACAAAUUCCAACGGCGAGACUGUUUCGUAUUCUGCUUCCUCUUUACUGAGAACUCUGGGGUAUCUAUGGGAUUUUGAGCCCUUCACGGCCCGUGUUAGUGGUGCGGCUUCAUUUGAUCACUUGAUUCAGAGCUCUAUGCGCACAGAUACGCCUGAUUCAUUGCCCGAGCCGUCGGCUUUUGCAAGGAUGAUCAAUGGUAAAACUACCCAGCAGCAAAUUCAAUAA
Molecule: messenger RNA, 1425 nt
Organism: Penicillium malachiteum
Lineage: Eukaryota; Fungi; Ascomycota; Eurotiomycetes; Eurotiales; Aspergillaceae
Exons: 2
Coding region: 1-1425 (474 amino acids)
Biological process (GO): phospholipid catabolic process
Molecular function (GO): hydrolase activity, acting on ester bonds
Source: RefSeq, a predicted model, not a curated record